UAACGCAAGCAAUCAAUUUGAACCUGUCUCUUUCAGCCCUUUACCUUUCUAUGAAUUGGUAAAAGUUUUCACAGAUUUGCUAACCAUACGCUUCGUCCAACAUCAAUCACCAAAACUACUCCAUAUUCACAGAAAAAGAAAAUGGCUGCUGCAGGGUCUAAGUUUAUCCCAAAGGUGGUUCUGAGCUCCUCUGUUGGCCACCGAAGCAUGCCGGUCCUUGGCCUUGGCACUUCUUCCGCUAGCUCCGACGCUACCCUUUUGAAAACUGCAGUAUUGGAGGCUAUAAAGCUUGGUUACCGCCACUUUGAUACAGCUUCUUUAUAUGGGUCUGAACAGGCACUCGGGGAAGCCAUAGCUGAAGCUCUUAAACUAGGCCUUGUUGGUUGCCGGGAUGAACUCUUUAUCACUUCCAAGCUGUGGUCCAAUGAUGCUCAUCCCAACCUUGUUAUCCCUGCUCUACAGAAAUCCCUUCGGACUCUUCAGCUGAAGUACCUGGACCUCUAUCAAGUCCACUUUCCCAUUAGUGCCAAACCAGGAGAAGCCCAACUGCCCAUAAAAGAUGUUUUGCCAAUGGACUACAAAUCUGUUUGGGCAGCCAUGGAGGAAAGCCAGAGACUUGGGCUUACCAAGUCCAUUGGAGUCAGUAAUUUCUCUACCAGGAAGCUUCAAAACUUGCUCUCAUUUGCCACGAUCCCACCUGCUGUGAAUCAAGUGGAGAUGAACCCAAUAUGGCAACAGAAGAAGCUCAUAGAGUUCUGCAAGGCCAACAAUAUCAUAGUCACUGCCUACAGUCCAUUGGGAGCCAAAGGCGCCCCAUGGGGAUCCAAUCAUGUUAUGGAGAACCAAGUUCUGCAGGACAUAGCAACUGCUCACGGCAAAUCCGUUGCUCAGGUUUCUCUUAGAUGGAUAUAUGAGCAAGGAGCAACUUCAGUGCCUAAGAGCUUUAACAAGGAUAGGCUAAAAGAGAAUUUGGAAAUCUUUGAUUGGGAACUAACACAGGAGGAUCUUCACAGGAUCAGUCAACUCCCACAAAAGAAAUUUAUACUUGAUGUUACUGUUAGAAAUGGAACUGAUCCCGACUUUCUUCAAGAGUUGUGGGACAGAGAGCUUUGAUCAACUCCAUGGAGGGCAAAAAUAAACUUUGAUAUAUAUGAUGUUCAUAGCUAUAUCUAGAUCAUUUCAUUUCUUUGAUAUAUAUAUAUAUAUAUAUGUGAUGUUACUAUUUAGCAUUCUGUGCAUAGUUUUAUGAUAUAUAUAUAUAUAUAUAUGUAUAUAUGUGUUCUUUCUUUCUCUUUGUUUCUUGUUUUGCCUUGGAUAAAAAGCAUCGUUGUUAGAGGAAAUUUGUAUCUUGCUCUAUAAAAUGUAACACAUACAAUUUGUAAACGUCCCAAGCUAUGAAGGUUAUUACUCUAUUCUAUUAAA
This is a messenger RNA of Ziziphus jujuba (common jujube), 1422 nucleotides long. RefSeq names its product NAD(P)H-dependent 6'-deoxychalcone synthase. NCBI's taxonomy places the organism in Eukaryota, Viridiplantae, Streptophyta, Magnoliopsida, Rosales, Rhamnaceae. Gene Ontology annotation, molecular function: aldose reductase (NADPH) activity. The record is from RefSeq and is a predicted model, not a curated record. The transcript is spliced from 4 exons. Gene Ontology annotation, cellular component: cytosol. Bases 142 to 1113 code for a protein of 323 amino acids.